GGCGUACCGUAGCCAUAAAGAUUCACGAAUCCCACCCACCCAUCCAUAACCAGCAGCCCCUCCGUGAGCUCUGAUUGGGUGUCCAUGUUGCGCUCGACCUUUACCCUAUGACCUGCGAUGUUGGCUGUUUCCUGUUCGCUGGCCUUGUUGCAGUCCGCUAGUCUGUGGCAAAGAAGAGGAGGGAGUAGGAGGGAUUAGCGCUGCAGGCAAGGGGAGAGCCGCUGUGUGGAGGAGGAGGAACUAGUAUGAGCCAGUGUAUAUAGAACUGCAGGCUUGACAAAAUCAUCUCCUUGGUUGAACUGCUUAUUUAUUGAAUUAUUCUAUCGCCUGACCGGUAAGAAAGAAACAAUGAGAAGGAAAUCUAGAAUCCUGCUGUGUUUCGCCUUUCUCUGGCUGCUGGGCAUUGCCUAUUACAUGUACUCUGGAACCAAUGGGAGCAACCGAAAGGAAGACUGGAAUGAAAUUAAUGCAGUUAAAAAAAGAGAUCCCCACAACACCAAUGGAGAAGAACAGAAUAUGGAAACCUUACCUCCAGGUAAAGUAAGAUGGCAAGACUUUGAUCAAGAUGCUUAUGUCGCAGCUACUAUAGUAAGACCUGGCCAGGAUGCCUAUGCACGGAACAAGUUUAAUCAAGUGGAAAGUGAUAAACUCCUCAUGGACAGAAGUGUUCCAGACACAAGGCAUGAACAAUGUCGUAAAAAAACAUGGAGAGUUGAUUUACCAGCAACCAGUGUUGUUAUCACAUUUCAUAAUGAAGCCAGGUCUGCCUUACUGCGCACAAUAAUCAGUGUAUUAAAAAAAAGCCCAGUGCACCUUGUCAAGGAAAUUAUACUUGUUGAUGACUACAGUGAUAGUGCUGAAGAUGGGGCUCUGCUUGAGAAGAUUGAAAAAGUACGCGUACUUAGAAAUGAUAGACGAGAAGGUCUUAUGCGUUCUCGUGUAAAGGGUGCAGAUGCAGCACAGUCUAAAGUUCUUACGUUUUUGGACAGCCAUUGUGAAUGUAAUGAACGUUGGUUGGAGCCUCUGUUAGAAAGGGUUGCUGAGGACAAGACUAGAGUUGUGUCUCCUAUAAUUGAUGUCAUUAACAUGGACAAUUUCCAGUAUGUUGGAGCAUCAGCUGAUUUGAAAGGCGGUUUUGACUGGAAUUUGGUUUUUAAGUGGGACUAUAUGACGCCAGAACAGAGAAGGACCAGACAAGGAAAUCCAGUAGCUCCAAUUAAAACUCCAAUGAUUGCAGGUGGACUGUUUGUUAUGGAUAAAUCAUACUUUGAACAAUUGGGAAAGUAUGAUAUGAUGAUGGAUGUUUGGGGUGGUGAAAAUUUGGAAAUCUCAUUCCGUGUGUGGCAGUGCAGUGGGAGCCUUGAAAUUAUCCCUUGCAGUAGGGUAGGCCAUGUGUUUCGAAAGCAGCAUCCAUAUACUUUCCCCGGUGGCAGUGGAACUGUAUUUGCCAGAAAUACACGAAGGGCUGCAGAAGUUUGGAUGGAUGAUUAUAAGAAUUUCUACUAUGCAGCUGUACCUUCUGCAAGAAAUGUACCAUAUGGAAACAUUCAGAGCCGCUUAGAGUUAAAAAAAAACCUGGGAUGCAAGCCUUUCAAGUGGUAUCUAGAAAAUGUUUAUCCAGAACUAAGGGUUCCUGAUCACCAAGAUAUUGCAUUUGGGGCUUUGCAGCAAGGCACAAAUUGUUUGGACACAUUAGGCCAUUUUGCAGAUGGUGUAGUUGGAGUUUAUGAAUGUCACAACGCUGGAGGCAAUCAGGAAUGGGCUUUAACCAAGGAUAAAUCAGUGAAACAUAUGGAUCUUUGCCUUACUGUUGUAGACAGGGUACCGGGCUCCCUUAUAAAACUUCAAGGCUGUAGAGAAAAUGACAGCAGACAGAAGUGGGAACAAAUUGAAAAUAACUCCAAACUGAGGCACGUGGGUAGCAAUUUUUGCCUGGAUAGUCGAAAUGCAAAAAAUGGUGGUCUUACAGUAGAAGCGUGCAGCCCUUCUCUGUCACAGCAAUGGAAAUUCUCUCUUAAUCUUCAACAGUAAAAUAACUGAAGGGUUUGGGGGGAAGGGGGGGGAACCACAGAAGACAUGGGAAGGGGGGGGGGUGAGCAAGCGCCAUUUCAUGGACAUUGAUUUGAAUGCAUUGCAGAUAUAUUUGUCCACAUUUCUGCAAAACUAUAUACCUCAGUAUUCCAUCAUUGUUUGUGGAAUCAUGAGUGUGGGAGUCUUCAAGAAGAGACACAAAGUACAGCACCUUUGCACCUCUUCCUCGGUUUGGAUUGAAAUAUCGCAUUCUUGCACAUGAGGCCUCAAUGAGGAUUGUAACUUAUUAUGUGUUGCCACAACAGGAGGUUUGGCUUUGAUUUGAAAAAUGGGAAGGUUUUCAAAUCUUUAGGCACAUAGGCCUUUUUUUAUUUUUUAAAUGGAAGCAAAAUUGUCAUAGUAUCUAAUAAAUAUAUGGCACUUUUUCUUUCCCUAGAUUCUCUAGAUUUGAUUUCUUUGGUGCAUUGUUAUAACUUUGCUAAUCACUACAACCUUUUCCCAAGAUGAUUAUCAUGGACUACUGUUGUACUGUUUCUUUAUUCCUUAUGUACAAAAUAAUGAGAAAUGUACGUAAAAAUACUAACCGGAAUCUAUUUUAUUGGUGAACAACUGCAUAAAAAAAUGUGAAUUCACUUUUUAUUCUUUUAAACAGUGUUUACAGCUUGUUUUCUUCAGUGCAUUUAGCCACACAGAAACGCUCAUCGCAAUUGCUGCAACGGAUCAGUUCUCUCUGCAUUUAGUUUAGUCUGUGUCAUGCCUUAUGUUCCCGUGUUUUUAGCUUUUCCAUUCUAUUUAAUGUCUUGAUUUUAGGGAAGGUUUGUGACCUAACAGAAGCAUCAUAGUCCUUCAGUUGUGUAUUCAGAUGUCGGGGCAGUACUUGUAAAAUAAAUGACGGCAGAAAAAUCAUUGAAAUCAGCAAGCUUUUGUGCUGUCUUCUUUUUUUUUCUGCUUGCCACAAUAUUGAAUUAGUUCAUCAUCUGCAGUUUGCCGAAUAAACAUCUUCCAUCUGUAUUUUUGACAUAAGGGCCGGCUAUGUUCAAUGAGUAAUUUCCUCCUAUAUAUUUCAAUUGAAAAAUACUCCCUUUUUAACAUGAGCUCGUUUGGUUGAGUUUAUGUUAAACUGGACCUGUCACCCAGACACAAAAA
Molecule: messenger RNA, 3177 nt
Organism: Xenopus laevis (African clawed frog)
Lineage: Eukaryota; Metazoa; Chordata; Amphibia; Anura; Pipidae
Gene: galnt2.S
Product: polypeptide N-acetylgalactosaminyltransferase 2 S homeolog
Exons: 16
Coding region: 349-2031 (560 amino acids)
Biological process (GO): protein O-linked glycosylation
Cellular component (GO): Golgi membrane; Golgi cisterna membrane; extracellular region
Molecular function (GO): polypeptide N-acetylgalactosaminyltransferase activity; carbohydrate binding
Source: RefSeq, a predicted model, not a curated record